AUGCUGGGGAACUCUCAGCAAGACGGAGCGUGCAAGAAGUCCUUCUCACCCACAAAAGCAAGAGUUACUUUGAAAGUUGUUGGAAAGAGCACUUGCACCAUUGUCCUUCUCACCAUCGCUGCAGUCACAGGAGCUACAGGGAACAACAUAGUGACCACAGCAGGUAACAGCUCAGUUCUCACCUGCCUUAUCAAAGGACAAAUAAGUAGGCUAACAUGGACAAUCACCCCCAAGGUUGGAGGCCCUUGCACCUUGGUAUACAGGACUGAUACGAACAUGACACACAGAGCAAACUGCAGUGACAACAUAAACUGGAAGUUCAGAGCAGAUCUGGCUCCUGCCCUUGAGAUACAGCAAGUGGGAAUAGCCCAGGAGGGAAAUUACAGCUGCGAAGUGGCAUCAACAGAUGGGAAUUUCCGCAUGACGUACCAUCUGACUGUGCUGGCCCCGCCGAGGCUGAGCGUGUACUGCGAUGAGCAGGGCAGCCCUGUGUGCGAGGCAGCGGCGGGGAAGCCGCCGGCUCAGCUCUCGUGGGUCCCAGGGAGCAGCUCCAGUGCGGAGGAGCGGUGCCACGACAACGGGACAGUGACUGUUCUCAGCAAGUUCACAGCGUGUAGCACCCAUGGAACCAAUGUGACCACGUGCAUGGUGUCCCACGCAGCUGGGAACUGGAGCCAGGCCAUAGCCUGCUGUCCCCCAGAGAAGAGUGCAUACUUUCUUCACUGUUUCAUCAGCCUCAUCGGCCUCACGAGUCUCCUCUUCUUAAUGGGUGCUUUUCAGCUCUACACUUUCUUUAAUAGCUGUGACAACACCAUGACCAGGGGCAACUACUUCGAGCUGGCUCCUUCAAGCCAUUGA
Messenger RNA from Hirundo rustica (Barn swallow), 858 nucleotides. RefSeq names its product cell surface glycoprotein CD200 receptor 1-B-like. The coding region runs from base 1 to 858 and encodes 285 amino acids. Gene Ontology annotation, cellular component: external side of plasma membrane. The transcript has 5 exons. Gene Ontology annotation, molecular function: signaling receptor activity. The record is from RefSeq and is a predicted model, not a curated record. Lineage: Eukaryota; Metazoa; Chordata; Aves; Passeriformes; Hirundinidae. Gene Ontology annotation, biological process: regulation of neuroinflammatory response.